Messenger RNA from Sphenostylis stenocarpa, 1641 nucleotides. The record is from the annotation of a GenBank genome assembly. NCBI's taxonomy places the organism in Eukaryota, Viridiplantae, Streptophyta, Magnoliopsida, Fabales, Fabaceae.
AUGUGUAAUCCCAAACCAUCCUCGUCACCCCCAUUUCUGUGUCCCACUAAAACCCACAUCAUAACUCCCGACCCCAAACUCAUACAUCACCCUUCCGUUGAUGAUCAUCUUCAACAUGAACUUCACAGAUGGCCAACUCCCAACGAGGUGAUAGAAGAAAUGAAGGCCUUGGCGAAGAUAUCAGGGCCAACAGCACUGACGGGGUUACUCUUAUAUUCAAGAACCAUGAUCUCCAUGCUCUUUCUCGGCUACCUCGGCGAGACGGAGCUCGCCGGAGGAUCUCUCUCCAUCGGCUUCGCCAACAUCACCGGCUACUCCGUCAUCUCAGGUCUUGCCAUGGGAAUGGAACCCAUUUGCGGCCAAGCCUACGGCGCUAAACAAUGGAAAACACUCGGCUUAACCCUCCAGAGAACCGUUCUCCUCCUCCUCUCCACCUCCAUCCCCAUCUCCCUCACCUGGCUCAACAUGAAGUCCAUCCUCUUAUGGUGCGGCCAAGACCACCAGAUAUCCUCCACUGCACAAACCUUCAUCCUCUUCUCCAUCCCAGACCUUUUCCUCCUCUCCCUCCUCCACCCUCUCCGCAUCUACCUUCGAACACAAAGCAUCACAUUACCCCUGACCUACUGCUCCGCUGUCUCCGUCCUCCUCCAUGUCCCCCUCAACUUCCUCCUUGUGGUUCACUUCAAAAUGGGGGUCUCCGGCGUCGCUAUAGCCAUGGUCUGGACCAACCUCAACCUCUUCCUCUUCCUCUCCUCCUUCGUCUACUUCUCCGGAGUCUACAAAGACUCGUGGGUCACCCCCAUCUCCGACUGCCUCCGCGGCUGGUCCUCCCUACUUGCACUUGCGGUUCCCACAUGCGUCUCUGUCUGCCUCGAAUGGUGGUGGUACGAACUCAUGAUCAUUCUCUGCGGGCUUCUCCUCAACCCCAAAGCCACCAUUGCUUCCAUGGGAAUCCUCAUCCAAACCACAUCCCUCGUCUACGUCUUCCCCUCCUCCCUCAGCCUUGGCGUCUCCACCCGCGUCGGCAACGAGCUCGGCGCCAACCGCCCCGCCAGGGCCCGCAUUUCCAUGAUAGUCUCGCUCGCCUGUGCCGUCGCGCUCGGCGUCGCCGCCAUGGCUUUCACCACCCUCAUGCGACACCGAUGGGGCAGAUUCUUCACUGCUGACGGAGAAAUUCUUAACCUCACCGCCUCCGCGCUCCCCAUCGUCGGCCUCUGCGAGCUCGGCAACUGCCCUCAGACCACGGGCUGCGGUGUCCUCCGUGGCAGUGCCAGGCCCACCGUCGGAGCCAACAUCAACUUGGGCUCGUUUUACUUAGUGGGCAUGCCCGUCGCUGUUGUUCUCGGGUUCGUUGCUAAAAUGGGCUUUCCUGGGCUCUGGCUUGGGUUGCUUGCGGCCCAAGCCUCUUGCGCUUCUCUCAUGAUCUUCGUUCUCUGCACCACCGACUGGAACGCGCAAGUGCAAAGGGCCAAUGAACUUACUUCUGCUAAUUCUGCUCCUCCCAAAUUACCCACUUCCUUCACUCCAUCAACAACACACUCUAACCAUCUUUCUCUUCCUGAGAUUCUUCUCACCCAUCAUCACCUUCCCAACACUCCCUCUCUUGAAACAGACCCUCUCAUUAUACACUCCAUACCUUAA